Rhododendron vialii is the source of this 2809-nucleotide messenger RNA. Its product is annotated as endoglucanase 6-like. The coding region runs from base 443 to 2317 and encodes 624 amino acids. Lineage: Eukaryota; Viridiplantae; Streptophyta; Magnoliopsida; Ericales; Ericaceae. Gene Ontology annotation, biological process: carbohydrate metabolic process. Gene Ontology annotation, molecular function: carbohydrate binding; hydrolase activity, hydrolyzing O-glycosyl compounds. The transcript has 9 exons. The record is from RefSeq and is a predicted model, not a curated record.
AACUUCCAACACCGACCCUUUCCUGAGUUGAAGAGCCCCCAAGGCCCCAACAAGCCCACAUGACUUCACUCUAUCUCAACUGCAUAUCCCCCAAAGAUAGCAUAACAAAACAAAAAGGAAUUUAAUUAUCGAUGCAGUAAAAUACUCCACCAGCAUUCAUUAAUAUCUGCCAUUUUUCUGCGCAUUUGGCACCUUCCCAACUUCCAUAUAUAGGGGCUUUAGCUCUUCCUCUUCCCGCAGUCCUCUCUCUCUCUCUCUCUCUCUCUCUCUCUGUUUGGGUAGAUUUAUCAGAAUUUUUGGCUGAUAAAUCAUACCAGCAUUCCCUCUUUGUUCAUAUAUAUACAUUCUUAAAUACAUACUCCAUCUGCUACAGAGCAGUAGAUCUGUAUUUCUACCAUCUUCUUUUUGUUUCUGUUAUUGUCUACUUGAGGGCUAAUUUACAAUGCAGAAGUUUGCGCUACUCUGUUGCAUGGCUCCUCUGUUUUUGCUUCUGGGGCUACUUCCCUUUGCUUUGGCCGGCCAUGACUACGGCCAGGCUCUGAGCAAAAGCAUUCUCUUCUUUGAAGCUCAGAGAUCUGGGUACCUUCCCAGCACUCAGAGAGUCAAAUGGAGGGGACAUUCUGGUCUCAACGAUGGCAAGGCCAAUGGGGUGGAUCUGGUGGGAGGGUACUAUGAUGCAGGGGACAAUGUGAAAUUCGGAUUGCCAAUGGCAUUCACAGUGACAAUGAUGUCGUGGAGCAUAGUGGAGUAUGGGAAGCAAAUGGCUGCUAGUGGAGAGCUCAGCCAUGCCAUGGAUGCUGUCAAGUGGGGCACUGACUACUUUAUCAAGGCUCAUCCUCAGCCCUUUGUCCUCUAUGGAGAGGUGGGAGACGGGAACACGGACCACUACUGCUGGCAGAGGCCGGAGGACAUGACCACCUCGCGGCAGGCCUACAAGAUCGACCCCAGCAACCCCGGUUCGGACCUUGCCGGGGAAACCGCCGCCGCCAUGGCGGCCGCCUCUAUCGUCUUCCGCCGCUCCAACCCUUCCUAUUCCAAUGAGCUCCUCGCCCAUGCCCAUCAGCUGUUCGAGUUCGCCGACAAAUACAGGGGCAAAUACGACAGCAGCAUUACUGUGGCUCAGAAGUACUACAGAUCUGUUAGUGGAUACGCCGAUGAGUUGUUGUGGGCUGCUGCGUGGUUGUACAAGGCAACCAACAACCAGUACUACUUGAGCUACCUAGGCAACAAUGGUGGUUCUCUCGGUGGUACCGGUUGGGCCAUGACUGAGUUUGGGUGGGACGUCAAGUAUGCCGGUGUUCAGACUCUCGUUGCCAAGUUUCUAAUGGGAGGCAAGGCUGGUAACUAUGCAUCAGUCUUUGGGGAGUACCAGCAGAAGGCAGAGUUUUUCAUGUGUUCGUGUCUUGGAAAGGGCGGCGGCAACGUUCAGAAGACUCCGGGAGGCCUUAUUUUCAGACAGAGAUGGAACAACUUGCAGUUUGUAACCAGCGCUUCUUUCCUCCUCAGUGUCUACUCCGAUUAUCUGACCUCAGCUGGGAAGACCCUGAAUUGUCAAUCCGGCAGGGUUGCACCGUCUGAGCUUCUUUCUUUCGCGAAAUCUCAGGUGGACUAUAUUCUGGGGGACAACCCAAGAGCCACAAGUUACAUGGUAGGAUACGGAAGCAACUACCCGCAACAGGUUCAUCACAGAGCUUCCUCAAUUGUCUCUGUAAAGGUUAAUCCUUCGUUUGUUACUUGCCGGGGAGGUUAUGCCACUUGGUAUAGCAGGAAAGCAAGCGAUCCAAAUCUUCUUACCGGUGCCGUUGUUGGUGGACCUGAUGCUUAUGACAACUUUGCCGACGAAAGGGACAAUUAUGAGCAAACAGAACCAGCAACUUACAACAAUGCUCCUCUUCUAGGCUUAUUGGCAAGACUCCAUGGUGGUCAUAGUGGCUAUAACCAGCUCCUUCCAGUCGUCCUUCCAAUGCCUAAAGCCCAACCAAAGCCAGCUCCAGAAACCAAAACCGCACCAGCUCAAGUUCCAUCUUCUGCUCCCAUUUCCAUUGAACAGAAGAUGACAACUUCAUGGAAUGAUAAAGGGAAGACCUACUACAGAUAUUCAACAACAGUGACCAACAAAUCUCCUAAAACACUCAAGGGUAUCAACCUCUCAAUAUCCAAGCUCUAUGGUCCUCUGUGGGGACUCACAAAGUCCGGCGACUCAUAUGGUUUCCCAGCUUGGAUCAAUUCUUUACCUGCUGGAAAGAGCCUCGAGUUUGUUUAUAUCCAUUCUGCCUCUCAAGCGGAUGUUUCUGUCUCAAGCUACAAUUUGGAAUAAGUAAAGAAGAGAGGCGGUUCGCACUUUUUUCCCGGGAUUGUCGUGUAUAAGAAUUGUGCAGCUGUACAAGGUGCAGUCCAGAAAAGGUGUUUCUUUUGUGUUACUAGUAAUUUUCAAUUACUUGUUGAUUUGGGGUGAGUAGGUUUUAGAAUGGGUUUAGGUUAUAAAUAAGGUUGAAGGUAGGAGGAAGAAAGGAGUGAAGAGAGGACUAAAACAGGUGUGCUCAUCCUCUUUCUCCUCCACUUCAUUAGUUGCAUAGAAGAUAGGUUUGAGAGAGAGCCCAGAAAUUGAAAGAGUCAAGAGUGUUGAGAAGGAAAUCAAUACUCAACCAAAUGCAAGGAGUCUUUUGUUUCCUUGUAAUUGAAAAUGUUCCCUUUUGUUUUUUUUAAAACCUCUUUUUGGUUGUGUGCUUAUGAUAUUGUAAGCAAUAUGAAUAUAGCUUGUGCAAGAACAAUAGUUGCUCUUAAUGAUGAAUUCUGAUUCAAGUGUUAA